This is a messenger RNA of Theileria equi strain WA, 1869 nucleotides long. RefSeq names its product Skb1 methyltransferase family member protein. Gene Ontology annotation, cellular component: nucleus; cytosol. NCBI's taxonomy places the organism in Eukaryota, Apicomplexa, Aconoidasida, Piroplasmida, Theileriidae. Bases 1 to 1869 code for a protein of 622 amino acids. The transcript has a single exon. Gene Ontology annotation, biological process: regulation of DNA-templated transcription; peptidyl-arginine N-methylation. The record is from RefSeq and is a predicted model, not a curated record.
AUGACAGCGUCUGGAGUCUUAAGGCCACCAGUUCUGUUUGGUUGGUUUAUUAAUGACACUAUAACAGAUGAUUUGUUCGGAAUAAUAAAGUUAAUUGAGAGCCUCGGCAUCUCGUUUUUAGUUUUGAAUUUGAAUAAAUGUAAAAAUGUAGUAAAAACUCCUGAUAACGAAGAUUUUGUACCACUUGGUGGGAGUGAUUUAGCCCUUCCUUCUGGCCACUGGGCACAGAGAGUAGUGUCAUUUAUAUCCAAAUCGGAUUUAGAUGCUCUAAAAUUUGAGCUAAGUUGGGCUUCUUACGUAGGAGUACGAUCAAUAAUAGUCGAUUUAGCUUCAGUACUAGCUUUUGAAAGUGAUGAAGAUAUUAUGGAUAGAAUAGCAAAAUUAUCGCAGGUAUUGAUAUCAUCUCUCUCUCUUCCGAAUACACCAACGAUUCACAUAGCAUUGGAUGCUUCCCAUGAAUCAUGGAAUAUAUGGAGGAUGAUUUACGAGCUGUGCAAUCAUUCACACCGACUGAAGGUUGCCCUCAUUUUGAGUGAUCUGGAUGAGGAUGAAGCAAAGCGUUGGACUGCAGAGCCUCUUGGACUUGCAAUUCUAGAUUCCAAAUCAUUUGCAAAGUCUGGUUACAAAUGCGUUAUUUCCGAGAAUGUAAGGAAUUUAUUAGCGCACAUUAUGGACUUUGGUGUGAAGGUUGUACUUCACUCAGAGUUUGACUAUAGGGAUUUGAUACGAGAGUUUGUCUAUGACGAUUUAGGCGAUAAAAUCACAAAUGUACCCCUAACUGUUCGAGAAGCUAUUAAAGCUGUGAAAAGAUUACAUGCUUCGCUAAAUCCCUUGAGUAUACGCGAAUUUCACUCUAGUGGUUAUAAUGACCUCUUGCAAACUCCAUUACAACCACUCAGGGAUCACUUAGAUAGUAGCACUUAUGAGGAAUUUGAAAGGUGUGACACUAAGUACGAUAUUUUUGAAACGGCAGUUAGGCAGUGGUUAGAGGAAAAUACUACAGUUCGUAGACCCGUGGCAUAUAUUCCUGGUGCUGGUAGAGGACCAUUAGUGCAAAGAACAUUAAAUGCUUUUCAUAACAAGGGCAUUAAAGACUAUUCUAUUUAUGCAAUUGAGAAAAAUCCGUAUGCAAUUUUAACGUUGAAACAUAGGAUUAAAGAUGGUCAAAGCGGAUGGGAUAAGGUACAGCUUAUUUUUGGUGAUAUGAGAGACAUUAUUCCAAAGGAGCCCGCUGAUUUGAUUAUUAGUGAACUACUUGGAUCAUUUGCUGAUAAUGAGCUUUCUCCAGAGUGUAUAUAUGGGAUUGAGGCCGUUUUCAACAAACACUUUCCAAAUCAUAAACAAAUUCAGUACAUACCACAGAGAUACACAUCAUUUCUCACCCCUAUUUACACACCUAAACUUUGGGAAAGGCUGUAUUUAUCGGAAGAUCGCAAGUGCUUUCAUACUCCAUACGUCGUUGCUCUACAGUCAUACUACAAUAUCGCAGCAAAUCCUGAUCCUUUGCCUUGUUUUUCAUUUGAGCAUCCAAGCAGGAAAGAAACAACAAAAUUAGAGAGAUACAAGCAGUUGAGGUUCACUGUAAAGAAAGACUGCACGCUACACGGCUUUGCAGGUUAUUUUAGUUUCAGACUCUACGGAGACCUCGAAAUGUCAAUCCUUCCGGGCCAUUCAGACGAGGUAAAGAGUUGGUUUCCCAUGUAUUUUCCAGUCGAAAAGGCUAUGUAUGUCAAAGAAUCGCAGGUAAUUACGCUACAUAUUUGGAGGAAGUGUGAUGGUACACGGGUAUGGUAUGAGUGGGCUGUAACUACUCCAUUCACAUCAGCUAUUCAUAAUGUGAAUGGCUUUUCAUAUUCAAUAGCUUGCUAG